This is a messenger RNA of Volvox carteri f. nagariensis, 444 nucleotides long. RefSeq names its product phospholipase A2. Gene Ontology annotation, biological process: phospholipid metabolic process; arachidonate secretion. NCBI's taxonomy places the organism in Eukaryota, Viridiplantae, Chlorophyta, Chlorophyceae, Chlamydomonadales, Volvocaceae. The coding region runs from base 1 to 444 and encodes 147 amino acids. The transcript is spliced from 4 exons. Gene Ontology annotation, molecular function: A2-type glycerophospholipase activity. The record is from RefSeq and is a predicted model, not a curated record.
AUGGUUAGGCCCUUCUUGUGGACGUCGAUACUGCUAGCUUUCUGUACGAUGACGGGGGCCACUGACGCGCCAGGGAAAGAAGAAACGCCAUGUGCAAAGAGCUGUCAUACCAUUAAUUGCAACAACAUGGGUAUUCGGUACGGGCGCUUUUGUGGAGUUGGGCACGGCGGCUGCCCAGGUGUAAAACCCUGUGAUCCGGUUGACUAUUGCUGCCAGAAGCACGACGCUUGUGUCGAGAAGCACAGCGUCCUUUCCGCAAGGUGCCACAUGUCUUUCCUCAAGUGCCUUGACAGGCACGUGGAUAAGGACCACGAGGGUAAGUCUGGGAAGGCGACAGCGCGGCCAUGUCCGUACAGCGUCGUAAUACCCACCAUGAAGACCGGCAUCGGGAUGGCCAUGAUGUUCACGUCGGCAAUCAAAGCCAAAGCCGGAAGCGAGUUUUGA